AUGGCGGCGAUGGCGCCGGCGAUGAACUCGAUUGGGGGCUCGCGCAGCCUGCUCCCCUCCGCGCAGCAGCUGCAUGGGCCGGGCCGGCACCUCCAGAUUCUCGACCACACGGUCCACAGGAUUGACGUGCACGCAAAGCCAAACGGCGAGGACGACAAGGAGAUGGUGGUGUCGAACCUGCGCCACUUCACGCUCAAGAUUGGCGUCAUCGACCCGCGCUGUGGCAUCGGCCGCGACGCGGAGCUGCCCCUCAAGGCGGAGCUGCUCUAUGAGAACGGGCAGCUGGUCGAGCAGCUCGCGACCUGCGAGCCGCUCCUCGUCGGCAAGACGGAGGUCGUGGCGAUGCAGGGCACCGCCAUGUUCAAGCUCCGCAUCACCUCCCUCUCCAGCCACAGAGACAAGCAGCGCUUCCGCAUCCGCGGCGCGCAGAUCGAGGCGCUGCAGGGGGCUGCCAGCUCCAUCCUGCUCCAGCUCGAGACGCUGCGCGAGCUGCUGCAAAGGGCGGUCGGCGACGCCGUCGCGCCCCCCACGCCCGCCAAGCCCGCCAAGCCCGUACCUGUGGUCGACCCAGGGUCUCGCUCUUGUGUUGCCGCGCGGCGCGUGUGCGCCCCUGUGGCGGUGGCGAUGUUCAUCACGUCGGUCGUCUCGCCCUCUCCCGACUCCAGCGUCACCGUCUCGCGUCUCGCGGGAGAUGUGACGGUCCGAGAGGACGAAUAA
Emiliania huxleyi CCMP1516 is the source of this 717-nucleotide messenger RNA. RefSeq lists its product as hypothetical. The record is from RefSeq and is a predicted model, not a curated record. The coding region runs from base 1 to 717 and encodes 238 amino acids. NCBI's taxonomy places the organism in Eukaryota, Haptophyta, Isochrysidales, Noelaerhabdaceae. The transcript has 5 exons.